AUGGAAGUGGAAAUUGAUAGUGCAUUAAGAGUGUUUUGGAAAUCAAAAAAAUGGAAUGAGAAAAAAUCAACAUUUGACUCGGAUGAAAAUGUUUCAGUUCUACCCAGAAGAAGGCAUGUUAGGAAGGUCAAAGUUUUGAAACGUAGAAAAGAUAGCGAAGAGUAUCAGGAAGACAAGCAAAGGGUCACAUUCCCCUGUUCCUUAUGCAAGCAGGAAAUUGACAUGACUGGUAUUUUCUUCCAUAAGAAGCAUCAUGAAGCUCUGGCUACACUGGGUUUCCAGUGGAUGGGUGGGAGGAAACUCCCAUCUCCAGUCCUUGAGGCUCAGAGACAAUUUAUAAUUUCCCAACUAUUGUCGACUUUAGAGUUCAAUGAAAAAAUCCUACAGAACACUAAUAAUGCUUUUGAGCUACUUGGGAAAAAACAAAUCCCGUCAUACUAUAAGAUUUUUGAUAACAUUGAUGGGAGUUCCGUAUCUUCUCAACAGAUAUCUCAUCUAUUAAUUAAAGGAGUAGCCAUCUGUGGAGAUGGCAAUGCUGCAUGGAAAGUGGACAUGAAUGACAGAUUCACCAUAAUGAAUCAUUUUGGCAAAAAGCCCAAUGUGUGUUUCUUUGGUUUGUUUGACGGACAUCAUGGUGCCUCAGCCGCAGACUUGGCAUCAGUGGAACUCCCAAUUUUACUUCUCCAUCAGCUUUCCAGAUUUGAUCCUUUCUACCAAAUGACGACUGAACAGCAACGAGUAAUAAAUUCCUUCCACACUGUGUUUAGAGAAGAGUACACAGCAAUAGAAGACUUCUUCUCCUCCACACGCAAAAGGCCGAGAGCACAGAAGUACGAGUACGAGGACAUACACAAAGCAUUUGCAAAAGCAUUUUGGAGAAUGGAUAGGCUUUUACGUCUUGGAAGGAAUGAAGUUUCCAGGGUUCGAUGGAGUGGCUGUUCUGCAGUUACUUGUAUUUUGGAAGGCAGCAUUAAAAAUCCCUAUGCUGAUAAGAAUUGGAAAGAAACCAAUAACUAUGAUGGAUUGCCAAAAAGCAUCCCUUCCCAGAUGAUGCCACAAAUAAUUUCAGGAGUAUUACACAUUGCAAAUGCUGGUAAUGUACAAGCUGUCUUAUGCAGAAAUGGAAAAGGUUUUUGCUUAACCAAAGAACAUACUACACGAAACAUCAAAGAAAGAAGAAGAGUACUUCAAAAUGGAGCAGUGAUCAGUUCAAAUGAACCGUAUGGGCUCCUAGAAGGGCAAAUAAAAACCACAAGAGGACUAGGAUUUCAUGGAAGUCUCAAACUGAAAAAAUUCAUUAUCCCAGCACCUCAAACUAUUUCUAUUCCUAUGGAUGACUUAUGUCAAUUCCUUAUCUUAGCAACUAAUGGACUCUGGGAAGUUUUGGAUAAAAAGGAAGUCACUGCAAUGGUAAUAACACUGUUUCACACGUAUAAAGAAACAUAUGCCUCUAUCACACAAUUAGAAGCUCUAUCAUCUAUAGGUCCUUUGUCUCUUUCAAAAAGUGGCAGAAGUAAUACUGAAUUUGAGGGUAAUAUCCAUGUAUUGUUUCAGCGUGAAUCUGAAUCUAAAGAAUGUGUGUCAACCACAAAUUCCCAAAACUUGUCUGAUUUAAAAUAUUCUGAAUAUAGUAUUGAUGAUCCUAAAAAUGUAGAAAUACCUUCGCCAGCAACGACUAGCAAUGAGAGAGAAACUCAAGGACUAACCAGUGUAGAUGAUGUGCAAACGAGUGGAAAAGAAUCACGCAUUAAAAAUUUCUAUGAAGGUGCAGCUGAGUAUAUUAGCCAAAAACUUGUAAAUGCCGCUUUAGAGGCUGGGUCCAGAGACAACAUUACAGUUAUGGUAAUAUUUCUCAGUGGAAGUGAAUAUCAGUUGCUGCCAUAAAAAAUAAAGUUCUAAUUAUCCAGAUCACCAAAAUAUAAUGCCACAAAGCAAUUUGUUUAUGAAGCAGAUGUUAUGAUGAUACAUCAAUAUAAUGUAAAUAAUUUUAAGAAAGUAGUAAAGAAAAUAUAAAAGCAGAUUUUAGGUUAUAUAAUAUCAUUUACAUAUG
Molecule: messenger RNA, 2050 nt
Organism: Sciurus carolinensis (gray squirrel)
Lineage: Eukaryota; Metazoa; Chordata; Mammalia; Rodentia; Sciuridae
Gene: Pp2d1
Product: protein phosphatase 2C like domain containing 1
Exons: 3
Coding region: 1-1884 (627 amino acids)
Biological process (GO): protein dephosphorylation
Molecular function (GO): protein serine/threonine phosphatase activity
Source: RefSeq, a predicted model, not a curated record